Molecule: messenger RNA, 1473 nt
Organism: Clonostachys rhizophaga
Lineage: Eukaryota; Fungi; Ascomycota; Sordariomycetes; Hypocreales; Bionectriaceae
Source: the annotation of a GenBank genome assembly
AUGACGGCUCUAUCCUCCAAAUCACCCGUCAUGUUCUCCUUCUCGGCAUCGCCAGGUACUGGCUCUAUAACUGAUAGCACAACAGUAACGACCGUAACGACGGCAGCGGCAGCUGCGGCCGUACGAGGGGCACUACAUCUUGUCAACAUCCCCCGGUUCAUGGAUCUAUCCUCCCCCGCCGCUCCGCCCUCUCUAUCGUGCCUGGGUCCCGAAUUGAUACAGCUCAUCUUCAAGCAGCGAUUCGGAGUAGCCUCGAUCCCAUACGAAUUAGGACAGUUCUCGAGCGUAUUCCGAGACUCCCAUGUCGAUAUCGACAAGAUGUGGCCAUCCACGCUCCUAGAUCCUAAGAGGAGGGGCGCUCAAAAGGCUCGUCUCUAUGUGAGCGAGCUACCCUUGUGCGAUUACGAAGCUCCCAUUGAGGACGCAUACCAGCGGGCCAUCCCAAGCAGCAUGCUUGUGUCACUCAAGCUGGUUCAUCCGAGCACGCCCCUGGUCACCAACUUGAAACCCCUCAAGAAUCUACUCUUGAAGAGCUCCCGGUUGGAAACUCUUCAGUAUGAGGAUCGAGGACAGGGCACCCAAUUCGUCUUCCAGAGUCCCAAUGAGCGCAUGCCAGCGCUCAUUGAUCUAUCUCUCACAUCAUACGACUGGCAGCAUAGUGCAGAAGAUGUGAAACAACAUUGGGAUUUUUCCAGGUUAAGAACUUUGGGAUUGAUCUCCGUUCCAAUCUUCAAUUUUCUCAGCACCGUCUCAUUCCAAGAUCUAAGGGACGUCCGAGAGCUACGAGUUGAUGAUUGGAGCAGUCAUAUGCCGGAUCGUCGUUUGGAGGCGACACAAAUGCUCUCCCAGUUGAUUGGAAACCAUAUCUACGCCUUGGAUACCCUCGAGAUAACCUGCCACAUAAAACAUUUUGACCUCCAAUCUCUCCAGGGUCACUCAAAGUCACUACAGAGACUAAAGCUAAGGGAUCACGUCGGCUUUCGCGAUGAAGAUCGUACUUGUCCAAGUCUGCAAACUUCCGACGUCUGCGCCCUUGCGAAAACACUCCCUUUCCUCCGUUCCCUUGAAAUCGACCUAGAUAUUGUCAAUUGCCCAUCCGAGCCUUUUCUGGAGGCCGUCUCCCAAUUCAGCCGAUUACAAACCUUGACUCUCCAUGUCCAGACAGUGGUAUGUCCCAUGGACUAUAGCCCGGAAGGUGUGGAUCUCGAUGCGAAGGAGGCAAUGCGCAUGGUUUUAAAUUUGAUCAGGUCACGAGCAGAAAGGGAUCCGACUCGGCCAUGGAAACAGAUCAUCAUCAACGUAGGAGGUUGGCAGCCGGUCAUGGUUCGACGCCUCGGCCCUACGUGGAGAAUGCUUAACGAGCAGGGCAUCACGGCCGAGAGACACUUCGUUGCGUCGAGAAACGGGAAUCGGUACGAGGUGGUGGACGCAAGCACACCAGAGUGCCAUGUCUGCCUCGGGAAGUUGGCAUAA